AUGAGUGGUUUUGGUAAAUACUCUUUUUUAAAUAGUAUUAGGAAGGAAGAAUUCAAAACUAGAUUUUCCUUAUAUACAAUUAAAUAUAAUUACUAGAAGGUAAAGGCUGAGUUCAACAAAGUGCUUUAUACUGAAUCUAAACAAAGAACAAGGGCUUUUUUAAUUAUUUAUUAAUAAGAAUGGAAUUGA
Tetrahymena thermophila SB210 is the source of this 189-nucleotide messenger RNA. RefSeq lists its product as hypothetical. The record is from RefSeq and is a predicted model, not a curated record. The transcript has a single exon. Lineage: Eukaryota; Ciliophora; Oligohymenophorea; Hymenostomatida; Tetrahymenidae.